CCUACUUGUCCCUGCCCCUGCCCCUGCCCCUGUUGUCCCCGUUCGUCCACACACACGACAUCCUAUGAUGCGUGUCGUCCGAAGUCAGUGUUACUACAGUACUUGUGUAUAUGAUAGAGGGAAGCUGCCUAUGAUAAGGACCCCGUCGUCCUCCACCAUGACUCGCAGUUCUUCCACCUUUGUUGUCUAGAGGUAGCUUUCCUCCACCCUGAAUUCCGUGACAGCGUUCUGUUUGCUCCUUCCUCUCCUUUCGCCUGCCCGCGAAUUUCUGGCGCCUCCAGCUCGCGACGACAAGUGCACACGCAACCGCAUCGUUGGCUUGAGCCUAGAAGCCCACAUCCACUCGCGGCACCCACCUGCUCAUCCACUCACAUAGUCAACGAACUCCCUGACUCUCCGGCACCCGUCCGUCCGCCCGCCCUUCGACACAAAGUUCGACUUUCAUCGCCAAUCCCCCUUUUCCCUCCAAAUCACACAUACACUGCUGCAGCCAACCCUGCCAUCGUUCACCUCUACACAUCCCAUACCAAUCGACCAGACGUCAUGGAUUCUGCGCAGCAAAACAGUAGCGCAGCAGCAGGGGGAGGCAGCAGCUGGGGUGCCUUCCUCAAGUCCAUCGCUUCCUUCAACGGCGAUCUCGCCAGCCUCACGGCACCCCCCUUCAUUCUUUCUGGUACUAGUUUGACCGAGUUUAGCUCGUACUGGUGUGAGCACCCUCCUGUCUUCGCUGCUCCUGCCAAAGAGUCGGAUCCGGCAAAGAGAGCGCUCCUGGUCCUCAAGUGGUUCUUAACCACAUUGAAGCAACAGUAUGCCAGCCGAAGCGAGCAGUACGGAAACGAAAAGAAGCCUCUUAACCCCUUUUUGGGUGAGCUUUUUCUUGGCAAGUGGGAGGACGAGGCCGGCGUUACCGAGCUCAUCAGCGAGCAAGUGAGCCAUCAUCCACCCGCAACAGCCUACAACAUUACCAACCUUCCGACCGGCGUCCGACUUGAGGGUUACAACGCCCAAAAGGCCUCAUUUUCCAAGACAAUCAACAUCAAACAGAUUGGCCACGCUGUUUUGACGGUCCCGUCACCGACGUCGGACCAGCCCGACACCUUCCUUAUUACCCUCCCAUCUCUCCAUAUCGAGGGCUUGAUCUUCGGCUCUCCCUUUAUCGAGCUGGAUGGUGCUUCUUACAUCACUUCUUCUACUGGAUAUACCGCCAAGAUUGAUUACAGUGGCAAAGGUUGGCUGUCUGGCAAGAAGAACUCGUUUGUCGCCUCGCUGUACCCGACGGGCAAGGAGAAGGAGGUGCUUUACAAUGUUUCGGGCCAGUGGACAAAGUCUUUCGAAAUCCAUUCUGGUGCGGCCAAGCACAACAGUAAGAGCACCCUCGUCGACUCCUGGGAUCCCGAGAAACAGCAUCAUACUCCUCUCACCGUUGCACCGAUCGAAAAACAACACCCUCUGGAAUCUAGACGAGCCUGGUCGAAGGUCGCCAAUGCUAUUCUCAAAGGAGACCUUGAAGCUGUGGGACAAGAGAAGAGCAGGAUCGAAGUUGCACAACGCGAGGCGCGUGCUAGAGAAAAGGCCGAGGGGCGUAUGUGGCAACGACGAUAUUUCAGCGUCCACACAGAUGCGCCUGAUCGUGUAUUGGCCCUGCUUGGCCCUGCUAUUGGACUAGCUGAGCAUGGUGAUGCGGAUAAAACUGGUGGACUGUGGCGGUUUGACGCGACCAAAGCAGAGAAGGAACGUGAGCAACCGCAGCUUAGCGACGAGGAAGCCUCCAAGAUCGCCAAGGAGCUCUUAGGGCAGUAAGGUUUUGUGACAACUGCGAUCCUGGUGAUAUCAGGACAGGGCGCUUUCCAACCCUCUGGGGCGAGAAACCAUUGGAUUGUUAGUAAAAUAUAUAGGGUCAUGGGCAUUGAUAUUUCUAGUAUAUUUGCAACAAUUGUCUGUAGCUUUUCCUCCAGGGUUUUUCCCUCCUCUUUUCUUUUCUUUGUUGCUUUUUUUUUCUUUUUUUCCUUCUAACUUUUUCCUUAUAUUGAUCACUUGCAGCCGCAAACAGACUAUCCCAGCCUCGAAGAAGACGACGGAGAUAUGAACAAGUGAGCGUGAGGUCAUACAUAGAAGGUUGGUACUCGCAAUGGAUAAAAAUCUAUGUGGUUCACACCGAGUAUGUUACGAAACGCGUGCGUACGUCUCGAUGGGUACAAGUUCGCAACUCAUGCUCGAGCCCCGCGCUUUAUCUAUACACUUGAUGUUUCCUGAAUUGAUAGAGGCCAUGAUGGUAAUGAAUAGUCGCUCUGUUAUCUGCUUACCGCUCACUGGCGCAGUUGGUAUCCCGUGUCCUUAGGUUUGUGCGCUGAAUUCAAAUGAAAGGAGAAUCAGAUGUACAAACAAAAUAAACGACACACAAGAGCCACAUAGAGAUCCAGCGUUCAUUUUCAUCGAGGCAGUGCAAGUUUAUGAAUUCUCUCGUUCGAGUUCAUAGAACAGCAAGUAAACCUCUCGUUGCAUGCCCAGUACGUCGCGAGUACUUGCUUCUUUGACUUUGUCGUCACUGAUACGCCACCAUCGGCUGCUUGAUUUGUGCCGUUUGGAUUUCACAGGUGUCUUGGUGUGAGGUUUCGACCCGGUUAUGUCCGGGCUGCCAGCGCGAGAGGAUGGUUUUGAGGCAAUCUUGAUCAAGGUUGAGCGCGCAGAUGCGGCCGCAGAUCGAAGGCUGUUCGUGUCGGUAUCUCUUUCCCGAGACGUAGAUGUCGAUCUAGGCUCGUUCGCAGGUGUAAUACCGCCUUCUACUCCUGGUGUUGGAGCCUGUCCGGAUCCUGGUUGAAUGGCUUGUCCAGGAUUGAUAUUUGAAGGCGAACUGGUGUAUAUGUACGCCCCGGAAGGUUGAAAGGUACCGGGGUUAGAGAAGGGUGGGUAUAUGUUUUGUCGUCUAAAGGAUUCAUAGUGCCCGCUAUGGUGAUUACCCUUGUGCGUCACAACGCCAAGAAGCUUGUAUUUUCUCUGCUGCAGAAGGCCACCCAGGGGCAAUAGUUCCGGAAAUGUAACCUUCGCAAGAUUUUUCUGGGAGAAGUUGCUCAUGUCGUAUAUCGACCGCGACAGAUGGAUGGCCAAGAUCCUGGGAAAUCCUGUCAUACGGAUGUGUCGAGCUAUCUUCCGCUUGGGAGCAUAGCGAGGAUCCGGCAACUCGACACCCUUUGGUGCCUUCUCAGGAUCCGUUUCGAUAGCUAGCUCGAGACUGGCUAGAGCCGUGCGAGCUUUCUCCCUCGAGGACUCUGACGUUGACCGCUGAAUAUCUGCUUCGAGAACGGCCUUGGCAUGUAACAACCGGCACUUUUCACAUUUGAAAUCCUCGAUGUACUCGGUUUUGAACAUGCCGUCGAAGCAUGCGCUCAGAGUUGUUGUUGGGAUAUGUGGCACGUUCAGUGUUAGGGUGCAGAAGGUUGACUGAGUGGGCCUGGGUCUGAAACCACAAGUAAGGCAUUCAAUCUGAGAUUCAAAGCUUCCUUCAAACGGGAACCCUUCUUCUGCUCUUUCUUCAUCGGCGCCGUUCGGAACCGCGCUCGCGGCCGUUGCCGCCGGUUGGUCAGCGCCACUGACCUGCUCACUGGCCCUUAGAGGUAGAGGCCGAUCCAGAGCUUCACUGUCUGAUGUCUUGCUAUUGAGAGAUAUCUUAGUAGUUGGUUGCUCGGCUCCACGCAUAGCGUAGCUUCGCGCUCUCUGGCCAGCAUGAUACUCGUCGCAGAGCCUCUCGGCCACGACCUGAAGGAACUCCUGGGCGUCCUGUUGCUGUCUGCUGAUCCGCUGACCAAAGGCAAUCUCCAGUGUCCUGACAAACGGCGAGGCCGAGAUCGUCUUUUUGUAGAUUGGUCUCUCGUUCAGGGCGUCAAGGAUAUCCUUUAAGCCCUUGGUGACGAUACCCAUCUGAAGUCCUUCGGCUUUCCACUCGGGAACACCACCACGGACUUGCCAUUUGCUUGUCUCGUCGCCUUCGCCUUCGCCACCACUGCCCCAAACAUCGCUCGGGAUGGUCUGCGCAUACACCCAGCCACCGUCCAGGCAUCGACGAUGAGUCUCCCGGAUGAGGUAUAAACGGAGGUCCCCAAGGCCAGCGAGAGCCUGCAGAACUGAGUUGAUGAAGCAAUCGUUUGCCGGAUUGAUUAGGCCCACGGCACCAUUCCUCUUGAUCGAGAACACGCUGGUUGAGUUAGCCGAUGGAUCAUUAUCGAGAAAAUAGGUGGGACCAAAAACGUAGAUUAGCGUAAUGGCGGCGAGAGAGGCACCAGCUGCGUAGGCCGCCACUGUGAGUGUCUUGUCAGGCAUUAUUUUGUGCCGAACGUAGUCCUUUACUGCCUUGCGGCAAGCGGUGGUAGGCUUAAGGCGAUUUGUAAGUGCAGAUUCGAGAAGCUAUUGUCAUGCGUUAUACAGUAAGAAGUCGUGACCGGCCUGGGUGGGGCUAGU
This is a messenger RNA of Neurospora crassa OR74A, 4452 nucleotides long. Its product is annotated as oxysterol binding protein. The record is from RefSeq and is a predicted model, not a curated record. Gene Ontology annotation, biological process: endocytosis; exocytosis; maintenance of cell polarity. Gene Ontology annotation, cellular component: intracellular membrane-bounded organelle; cytosol; membrane. NCBI's taxonomy places the organism in Eukaryota, Fungi, Ascomycota, Sordariomycetes, Sordariales, Sordariaceae. The coding region runs from base 544 to 1800 and encodes 418 amino acids. The transcript is spliced from 3 exons. Gene Ontology annotation, molecular function: oxysterol binding.